GUCGUAUACAAAUUUUAUAUAUUUUGUAAUUAGUAUUAUUUGUACAUAAUUUGUAUUUAUAAAUUUUAAGUAUUAUAUAGUUAAGAAGUAUAAUAUAUUAAAGUAUAUUAUUUUAUUUGUGAGUUUCCCAUAAUGUUCGAGAAUUUAUCAAUUUGGAAAUGGCAUAUGGACUUUGUGGGACAAAAACAUGCGGAAUAUUUGUUUAGAACCAUUAUUACUAUGUGUGGGUUUAUUGGUUUUAUUUUGGGAUAUGUAAAAGAGCAAUUCUCAAUCACUAUUGGUCUAACAUUAAUUGGAUUUUUCAUCUCUGCUUUACUGACAAUUCCACCUUGGCCUAUUUAUGCUCGCAAUCCACUCAAAUGGCAAAAAGUAAAGAAGGUUAAGAAAAUUGAGAAUAACCUAACCUACGAUGAGUAUAAAGAAGAUAAAAAGAAAGAAAAAAAGAAGACAAAGUGAACUAGUUUAUAGAAUUUUUUUUUAAUAUACUGUUUUUUCCUAUUAUAUUAUAUAAUUUAAAUCAAUUAUUUGAAAUAAAUUUAUGUUACAUAUAUGUUAUAUUACAAGAGUUUAUAUUUACAUUAAAUAUUAUGAUUAGGGCAGGGAAUUUUUUUUUUGUUUACCUUUUAAAAAACAACAAAAAUAACUUAAAAAAUGGGGGAAAGUAAGUAACCGCUCUACUUUAGUUGUUGUGUCUACCUUGUCAUUGUGGUGUAAGUUUAGUCACUGUAAUUUAUACAAUAAAUCAUUGCAUAUUAAAAAACAA
Acyrthosiphon pisum (pea aphid) is the source of this 763-nucleotide messenger RNA. It is a transcript of the gene Spase12, whose product is annotated as Signal peptidase complex subunit Spase12. Bases 133 to 456 code for a protein of 107 amino acids. Gene Ontology annotation, biological process: protein targeting to ER. Gene Ontology annotation, cellular component: signal peptidase complex; membrane. The record is from RefSeq and is marked provisional. Lineage: Eukaryota; Metazoa; Arthropoda; Insecta; Hemiptera; Aphididae. The transcript has 4 exons.